UUGUGCAUUCGCCGGUUGUAUCGUAAUCUUAUCGUAGAGGAUGUCAACUACACGCCAAACUCCGCGCCGAGGUUGUAUUUACACUUUCUACAGAUAUUUUACCGUCAAGGUUUGACUAAACGGUUUUGUUCAUUCUGUAGGCUUGUUGCAUUUCUAAAGGAAAAAGCUUGCACUCAUGAUUGUUUUGCAGUGUAAUGUGUUCGGCGAUAUGAAGUUUUAACUCGAAACUUUUUAGAUUUCGCUUGUAAAAUUAACAGACAUUGUAUUUAUUAUCAUUUGCUAGAAGAUGAAGAAUUUUUUAGUGCUUGCAUCGGUUUUGGCAGCCUUUUCUUUAGGAAGUUGUCAAAGAACUACAACAGAUGAUGAAAAAACAGCCAAGUACUGGGAACAAGACGGUCAAAAGAAUCUCUACGCAUCUCUGCGGCUGCUGAAGAAUGAAAAGGUAGCCAAGAACGUCAUCCUGUUCCUGGGCGAUGGCAUGGGAAUGACCACCGUCACCGCCACCCGAAUCUACAAGGGCCAGAAAAAGCGUGAAAGAGGAGAGGAGGAACUCCUCACUUUCGAUCAGUUUCCCUACGUUUCACUCUCGAAGACGUAUGGCAUAGAUAGACAAACUUCUGAUUCUGCAAAUACUGCCACAGCUUACUUGUGUGGUGUAAAGGCAAACUAUGGCACAAUCGGAGUUGAUGGGAGAGUGGAAUAUGAGAAUUGUGAGUCAUCUGUGGAUCCCAGUACGCACGUUCCAUCCAUUCUCGAAUGGGCCCAAGAUAAAGGCAAGUGGACUGGUUUCGUGACAACCACUCGGGUGACCCAUGCAACCCCAGCCGGCACUUACGCACACAUUGCCAGCAGAAAUUGGGAGUCCUCCACGCCCAGUCCCAAAUGCCAAGACAUUGCCUACCAGCUCAUACACAACAAACCGGGAAAAGACAUGCAUGUGAUAAUGGGUGGUGGGCGACGCCACUUUAUUCCGAAAACUGAUAAAGAUGUGGAAGGAGAUUCCGGUUCCAGGCCAGAUUCCAGGAAUCUUCUCUCGGAGUGGCGACUCAUGAAGUCGAACGACAAGAAAAAAGCGGAGAUGGUUUUCAGCGCGAGCGAACUCAAGGCUCUCAAUCCGAACAAAGUGGAUUAUUUAGUAGGUUUGUUCCAUUCCGAUCACUUACCAUACGUAGCGGAGCGGCCAAACCUAACCAAGGAAUAUCCCACACUGCCGGAAAUGGUCGAAGCGGCCAUUAAAGUGCUCAGAAAAGAAGAGAAGGGAUUCGUUUUGCUUGUUGAAGGCGGAAAAAUAGACAUCGCUCACCAUCUGAACUGGGCCAAGAAGGCUCUAGAAGAAGGCGUCGAAUUCGACAAGGCCAUCGAAACUGCCCAGCAGCUGACCGAUCCAGAAGAGACGCUGAUCGUCGUCACGGCUGACCAUUCCCAUACUUUCACAGUGGGUGGAAAUUAUCAAAUGAGAGGGACCAACAUCUUAGGUAUCGGGGGAGUGUCUGAUGUCGACAACAAAACAUUCACAACCCUCGGCUAUCACAACGGACCGGGAUACAAGAAAAACUCUCGGGAUCGCAACUUAACUGAAGAAGAAGCAGUGGAAACCGAAUUUCGCCAAGAUUCUCUCUUUCCCAUGCUUUAUGAAACUCAUGGCGCCGAAGAUGUUCCGGUGUAUGCCAAAGGCCCUUACGCCCAUCUGUUCCACGGUGUUCAUGAGCAGUCCUACAUCCCAUACGUCAUGGGAUACGCCUCAUGUGUAGGACCUAACCAGGAUGUCUGCAAUGCAGCCAUGUCUGUGGUUUUGACACGAAGCUCUGCACUUCUUUCUGUCGCAAUCGCUCUGUUUACUUACAAGUGGAACGUGUUUUAUUAAACUUCUUUAUUCAUUUUUCUAA
Messenger RNA from Argiope bruennichi, 1886 nucleotides. RefSeq names its product alkaline phosphatase-like. The transcript is spliced from 9 exons. The coding region runs from base 287 to 1864 and encodes 525 amino acids. The record is from RefSeq and is a predicted model, not a curated record. Gene Ontology annotation, biological process: dephosphorylation. Gene Ontology annotation, molecular function: alkaline phosphatase activity. NCBI's taxonomy places the organism in Eukaryota, Metazoa, Arthropoda, Arachnida, Araneae, Araneidae.